AUGAGCCCAAAGCCUGUGAUUGGCCUUCUGGGCGGCGGCCAGCUUGGCCGCAUGCUGUGCCAAGCCGCAGCGCCCCUCGACGUCGAAAUCGCCAUCCUCGACGCUGAGAAUGCGCCGGCAAAGCAGAUCAACGACAACAGCCGCAAUAUCAAUGGCUCAUACAAGGACGCAGCCAAGAUCAAGGAAUUGGCUUCUCACUGCAGCGUGCUCAGCGUCGAGACCGAGCACGUGGACACAACUGUGCUGGAGGAGAUUGCGACGACGACCAAAGUCUCUGUCUGCCCGUCAUGGAAGACGCUGCGGCUGAUCCAGGACAAGUACGAGCAAAAGGCAUACCUGGCCAGCAAGGGGAUCCCCGUUGCCGAGUCUGUGGCCAUUGAGGGCGGCGAUGCCAUGUACGCCUCUCUCAAGGCCGUCUCUGCCAAAUUCGGCUAUCCCUGGAUGCUCAAGGCCCGAAAAGACUCCUACGACGGCCGAGGAAACCUCAAGAUUUCCAACGAGGCAGAUCUAGAGCGUGCCGUCGCCGAGUUUGGCAAGUUCAGCUGCUACGCCGAAAAGUUCUGUCCUUUCCAGUGCGAGCUGUCUGUGCUAGUCAUCCGAACAGAGGACGACGACGGCCGGACAAAGCAGCUGCUGCCCUACCCGGCUGUCGAGACGGUUCACGAGGACAACAUCUGCUCGCGGGUCUACUUGCCGCCUCGUGCCACGCCUGCUGCUGUGUGUGAGCGCGCCCAGCAGGUUGCCAGCAGCGUGGUGGACAAGCUCUGGGGCAGGGGCAUUUUCGCCGUCGAAUUGUUUGUGACCCAGGACAACGAGAUUUUGGUGAAUGAAAUUGCCCCUCGGCCACACAACUCGGGCCAUCUCUUUAUCGAAGCAGUGCCAUACAUGUCACAGUACAAGGCACAGCUCACCUCCAUCCUCGACGAGACGCUCCCCCCUAAAAUCGAACCCCACGUCUCUUCGAGCAUCAUGAUCAACAUUCUUGGAGGCGCCAACCCCGACUCUCAUCUGCCGCUUGUCGAAAAGGCCAAGUCCAUGUACGGCAACAAGAUGUCAGUCUACGUCCACCUCUACGGCAAAGAGUCCAAGCCUAGCCGAAAAAUCGGACACAUCACAGUCACUGGCGUCGUUGCCAGCAUAGCCGAGCUCGAAGAGUUUGCGAAACCCCUCGUCGACAUGGCCAGCAUCGUCAGACAGGAGAGAUUACAGGCCGGAAGCAAGUCUCUCCGACCAGACCAGGGAGUUUCCAAGCCAAAGGCAACACCGCUCGUCCUCGUCACCAUGGGCUCAGACUCAGAUCUGCCGGUGCUCAAGGCCGGCAUCGACAUCUUGAACCAGUUUGGCGUGCCGUGGGAGGUUGACAUCACUUCAGCACAUCGAACACCAGCCAAGAUGGCCGAUGUGGCCACCAAAGCAGCUGCCCGCGGCAUCAAAGUCAUCAUUGCAGCUGCAGGAGGAGCCGCCCAUUUGCCUGGAAUGGUCUCUGCCUACACGCCCUUGCCCGUCAUUGGCGUCCCAGUCAAGGCCACGCAUCUCGACGGCGUGGAUUCUCUGUACUCUAUUGUACAAAUGCCUCGAGGCGUACCAACCGCCACUGUCGGCAUCAACAACUCGACCAAUGCCGCUCUCCUCGCCAUUCGAUGUCUCGGUGCAUUUAUCCCCGAGUUCCACGCCAAGAUGAAGGCCUACCAGCUCGAAAACGAGAAGCUGGUCGAAGAAAAGGCCAACAAGCUGCGAGAGAUUGACGUGGAGGCUUAUCUGGCCCAGAUGAAGAAAUGA
Molecule: messenger RNA, 1779 nt
Organism: Trichoderma atroviride IMI 206040
Lineage: Eukaryota; Fungi; Ascomycota; Sordariomycetes; Hypocreales; Hypocreaceae
Biological process (GO): 'de novo' IMP biosynthetic process
Source: RefSeq, a predicted model, not a curated record